Molecule: messenger RNA, 2508 nt
Organism: Haliotis rufescens (red abalone)
Lineage: Eukaryota; Metazoa; Mollusca; Gastropoda; Lepetellida; Haliotidae
Product: mucin-2-like
Exons: 2
Coding region: 1-2508 (835 amino acids)
Source: RefSeq, a predicted model, not a curated record
AUGACUGAGAAAGCACGAAGGGAUGACCCAGCACCAGCUACCACUACAGAUGAUAAUGAUGAUACUCCCAUAGUUCCACCAACCACUACAUGUGAUAAUGAUGAUACUCCCAUAGCACCAGCUACCACUACAGGUGAUAAUGAUGAUACGCCCAUAGUUCCACCAACCACUACAUGUGAUAAUGAUGAUACUCCCAUAGCACCAGCUACCACUACAGAUGAUAAUGAUGAUACUCCCAUAGUUCCACCAACCACUACAUGUGAUAAUGAUGAUACUCCCAUAGCUCCAGCUACCACUACAGAUGAUAAUGAUGAUACUCCCAUAGUUCCACCAACCACUACAUGUGAUAAUGAUGAUACUCCCAUAGCACCAGCUACCACUACAGAUGAUAAUGAUGAUACUCCCAUAGUUCCACCAACCACUACAUGUGAUAAUGAUGAUACUCCCAUAGCACCAGCUACCACUACAGAUGAUAAUGAUGAUACUCCCAUAGUUCCACCAACCACUACAUGUGAUAAUGAUGAUACUCCCAUAGCACCAGCUACCACUACAGGUGAUAAUGAUGAUACUCCCAUAGUUCCACCAACCACUACAUGUGAUAAUGAUGAUACUCCCAUAGCACCAGCUACCACUACAGAUGAUAAUGAUGAUACUCCCAUAGUUCCACCAACCACUACAUGUGAUAAUGAUGAUACUCCCAUAGCACCAGCUACCACUACAGAUGAUAAUGAUGAUACUCCCAUAGUUCCACCAACCACUACAUGUGAUAAUGAUGAUACUCCCAUAGCACCAGCUACCACUACAGGUGAUAAUGAUGAUACUCCCAUAGUUCCACCAACCACUACAUGUGAUAAUGAUGAUACUCCCAUAGCUCCAGCUACGAGUACAUGUGAUAAUGAUGAUACUCCCAUAGUUCCACCAACCACUACAUGUGAUAAUGAUGAUACUCCCAUAGCACCAGCUACCACUACAGAUGAUAAUGAUGAUACUCCCAUAGUUCCACCAACCACUACAUGUGAUAAUGAUGAUACUCCCAUAGCACCAGCUACCACUACAGAUGAUAAUGAUGAUACUCCCAUAGUUCCACCAACCACUACAUGUAAUAAUGAUGAUACUCCCAUAGCUUCACCAACAACUACAUGUGUUAAUGAUGAUACUCCCAUAGCUCCACCAACCACUACAUGUGAUAAUGAUGAUACUCCCAUAGCACCAGCUACCACUACAGAUGAUAAUGAUGAUACUCCCAUAGUUCCACCAACCACUACAUGUGAUAAUGAUGAUACUCCCAUAGCACCAGCUACCACUACAGAUGAUAAUGAUGAUACUCCCAUAGUUCCACCAACCACUACAUGUGAUAAUGGUGAUACUCCGAUAGCACCAGCUACCACUACAGAUGAUAAUGAUGAUACUCCCAUAGUUCCACCAACCACUACAUGUGAUAAUGAUGAUACUCCCAUAGCACCAGCUACCACUACAGGUGAUAAUGAUGAUACUCCCAUAGUUCCACCAACCACUACAUGUGAUAAUGAUGAUACUCCCAUAGCACCAGCUACCACUACAGAUGAUAAUGAUGAUACUCCCAUAGUUCCACCAACCACUACAUGUGAUAAUGAUGAUACUCCCAUAGCACCAGCUACCACUACAGAUGAUAAUGAUGAUACUCCCAUAGUUCCACCAACCACUACAUGUGAUAAUGAUGAUACUCCCAUAGCUCCAGCUACCACUACAGAUGAUAAUGAUGAUACUCCCAUAGUUCCACCAACCACUACAUGUGAUAAUGAUGAUACUCCCAUAGCACCAGCUACCACUACAGAUGAUAAUGAUGAUACUCCCAUAGUUCCACCAACCACUACAUGUGAUAAUGAUGAUACUCCCAUAGCACCAGCUACCACUACAGGUGAUAAUGAUGAUACUCCCAUAGUUCCACCAACCACUACAUGUGAUAAUUAUGAUACUCCCAUAGCACCAGCUACCACUACAGAUGAUAAUGAUGAUACUCCCAUAGUUCCACCAACCACUACAUGUGAUAAUGAUGAUACUCCCAUAGCACCAGCUACCACUACAGAUGAUAAUGAUGAUACUCCCAUAGUUCCACCAACCACUACAUGUGAUAAUGAUGAUACUCCCAUAGCUCCAGCUACGAGUACAUGUGAUAAUGAUGAUACUCCCAUAGUUCCACCAACCACUACAUGUGAUAAUGAUGAUACUCCCAUAGCACCAGCUACCACUACAGAUGAUAAUGAUGAUACUCCCAUAGUUCCACCAACCACUACAUGUGAAAAUGAUGAUACUCCCAUAGCACCAGCUACCACUACAGAUGAUAAUGAUGAUACUCCCAUAGUUCCACCAACCACUACAUGUGAAAAUGAUGAUACUCCCAUAGCACCAGCUACCACUACAGAUGAUAAUGAUGAUACUCCCAUAGUUCCACCAACCACUACAUGUGAUAAUGAUGAUACUCCCAUAGCUCCAGCUACCAGUACAUGUGAUAAUGAUGAUACUCCCUAG